AAAAAAGAAAAAAAGAAAUAAAUAAAGAGAAAAAAACGGAUAAACCACCACCCAAAAGCUUCUCUUACUAAAGAAGUGACUUGCAGAAGUUACUCCACUCUCUCUUCCUUGAAACCCUAAAAAAUUAUUCAGGCUAUCCCACUUUCUCUCUCUAUCAUUCUGUCUCUUUCUCUCUCUACACCACUGGUUUCAGUCUGAAUUGUGAAAUGGGGUUGUGCCCUACAAACCUAGGGCACCCUAAGGACAAUGAAGACUAGCCUUAGGAGCUUGCAUUACACAUGGGAAAGGUCGAAGAAGAGCAGCCUCUUCCCUCUGCUAUUGUGGUGUCGGAGCCCUCCGACCAGAAUGUCGGCAGCCGGUGUCGGAUCCGUGGUCGCGUUGGGUUCAGAUGCGUACUGGCGCUGCUUCUGGGCGCUGCCGUUAUGCUCUCUGCGAUAUUCUGGCUUCCGCCCUUCUUGCAGUACGCGGAUCAGAGGGAUCUGGAUCUGGAUUCGAGGUUCCGAGGUCAUGAUAUAGUAGCAAGUUUCAAAGUUAAGAAGUCAAUUUCUUUGCUGGAAGACUAUCUAUUGCAGCUUGAGAAUGACAUCUUUGUUGAGAUAGAAGGUAUCGAGUCCAAGGUGGUUGUUUUAUCUCUAGAACCCUCAGCUGGAACAAACAUAACGAAGGUUGUGUUUGCGGUUGAUCUGGAUGCAAAAUCUUCAAGAAUAUUAACUUCUCAAAGUUUGAUCAGGGAAUUGUUUGAAUCUUUGGUUACGCAACAAUCAUCUCUACGUUUGACUGCAUCUUUGUUUGGGGACCCAUUCACGUUUGAGGUGCUAAAAUUUCCUGGAGGAAUAACAGUAAGCCCUCCACAGAGUGCCUUCCUUCUGCAGAAAGUGCAGAUCCUUUUCAAUUUUACCUUAAACUUCUCUAUCGAACAAAUACUAGAAAAUUUCAAUGAGCUGACCAGCCAGCUGAAGUCGGGUUUACAUCUAGCAUCUUAUGAGAACUUGUACAUCAGCUUGACGAAUUCAAAGGGUUCAACAGUGUCUCCUCCAACUACGGUUCAGUCAUCUGUUCUACUAGCAGUUGGGAAUACCCCCUCGCUUCCAAGGUUAAAACAGUUGGCUCAAACCAUCACAGGUUCUCAUUCUAGAAACCUUGGCUUGAAUAACACGGUAUUUGGUAGGGUUAAGCAAGUUCGACUUUCAUCUAUUCUACAACAUUCCCUCCAUGGUGGUGCCCCUUCUUCAUCACCUACUCCUGCUCCAGUGCCACAUCCUCACAACCAUCAUCACCACCAUCACCAUCAUCACCACCAUCAUCACAAUGCCCAUAUUGCUCCCACAAUUGCAGCAGCACCUGUGCCUGCAUCUUGGAAAAGUUCUCCUGCACCUGAGAAAAGUUCACCUGCACCUGAGAAAAGUUCACCUGCACCUAAGAAAAGUUCACCUGCACCCAAAAGUUCUCCUGCACCUGAAAGAAGUUCUCCUGCACCUGAAGGAAGUUCUCCUGCACCUGAGAGAAGUUAUGAAGCAAGGCCUCCUGGUUGCCAAAAUGGGCAUAAAAGAAAGUUCACGAGCAAGACCAAAAAGCCAGCUCAAUCAGUCCCUACUGUUGCACCAAGGAUUUCUCCGCACUAUUCUGCGGCCUCACCUCAUCCACAGGUGGGCCCACCUGGGACUGUCACCCAUGCAGUUCCUGCACUAAGUCCUUUGCCAAGCAUAGUUCUAGCUCAUGCUCAGCCCCCAUCAAAAAGUGAAUUUGAUGCAAAGCCUCCAGACAUAAUGCCAUCAUUUCCACCGUCACCAUCCUCAUAUGCUGCAGGUCUUGUUCCUACUGUUCAAUGGGUAUUUCCACUAUUUCUAGCUUUUGUAUUACAUUUGUAACGGCAGAGAAGGAGAAGCGUUAUGCUUCCUAGUUAAAAUAUCUUCUCCAAUAUUCGAUGAAGGACUCGCUUUGUAUCAUUCAAUUCAAAUGAGCGAGAAAAUUGGAGGAGCUUUGCAAGUGGGAGCAACGCAAAAGGGCGUGCCUCACAUCCGAGUGGAUAUAAGGUGUUUUUGUGCAUGUAAAUAUUUCAUCAAAAAAAAAAAUCAGUUGGCUGAUGUGUUUUCAGGUCAAAGUCACAGAGGUGGCAGGCCCUUGAUGACAUGCAUUGCCGCUGUUUUGUGUAUGAUUUUUCUUCUGCAGAAAUGUAAGGGGGAUAAAACUCAACAAAUAUAUGACACUGCCUUUUUGUUUC
Vitis vinifera (wine grape) is the source of this 2221-nucleotide messenger RNA. RefSeq lists its product as uncharacterized. The coding region runs from base 279 to 1868 and encodes 529 amino acids. The record is from RefSeq and is a predicted model, not a curated record. The transcript is spliced from 5 exons. Lineage: Eukaryota; Viridiplantae; Streptophyta; Magnoliopsida; Vitales; Vitaceae.